GCCGCUGCACCGCGACACAGCAUUGAAGAGAAGUGAAAAUCCAGUGCUACAUCAUGAAGCAACUGACAGUGUGCCUAAUCGUGCUAACCGUGGCUUUCGCCAUUAUUUCCGAAACGAGAGGACAACAGGGAUUUCCCGCUUACCAGGGUUUGUCCCCCUCGAAUCCAGCUCGCUCGAAUGAUCUUUAUGAUCUUGAAUAUCCCCUUGAAUAUUUCUUGAAUUUCCCGGCCCGAUUUCUUCAUAUAUUUAAUGAUAAAAUGAUACGGCCGUUUGCUAGACUUGCAACUCCACCAGGAGUACCCGCAAUUUCACCAGGAGCAUUACCGUCAGCACUUUCAACUAUACCGGCCGCACCUGCAACUAUACCAGCCGCACCUGCAACUAUACCGGCAGCACCUGCAACUGGUAUACCUGCACAAUCUGCAUCUUCACAAGGAUAAUCCGCAACUACGACAUAAACAACUGGUGGAGAUGGAAGAAGGCGCGAAAUUAUAGAAGUUUCCUUGUCAGUCAUGGCGUAACCGUAGUGAAGAAAAAAAAAAGCAAAACGUUUAUAUCUCCUCAAAAACGAAUAAUAAUGUUAAAACGAUUAGAUUUGCUCUAACACAUAAUAAGACAUAUCGGAUAUGUAGAAAUUAUUUUUGGAGUUUUUGUGUAUGCGUUGGCUUAUUAUUAAAAAUAAACUGCAUAAAGGUUUUCAAGCAUCAAUA
Molecule: messenger RNA, 710 nt
Organism: Pseudomyrmex gracilis
Lineage: Eukaryota; Metazoa; Arthropoda; Insecta; Hymenoptera; Formicidae
Exons: 2
Coding region: 54-440 (128 amino acids)
Source: RefSeq, a predicted model, not a curated record